Molecule: messenger RNA, 1107 nt
Organism: Lichtheimia ornata
Lineage: Eukaryota; Fungi; Mucoromycota; Mucoromycetes; Mucorales; Lichtheimiaceae
Exons: 4
Coding region: 1-1107 (368 amino acids)
Biological process (GO): tRNA N1-guanine methylation
Cellular component (GO): nucleus
Molecular function (GO): tRNA binding
Source: RefSeq, a predicted model, not a curated record
AUGGCUGACGACGUUGAUAAAACUAAUACGGGUGAAACGACACCACAGCAGCAAAUCGUAUUGAUUGGCGAGGCUGAUUCCACCAAUCCCAACAUUCGCAAGUACAAGAAUCUUACCUAUGAUAUCACCGAUCCGAAAUACCAAGGUCUUUCAAAGAAUGCGCUCAAGCGGGUACUCAAGGAAGAGCACUGGAAUGCUACACGUGACGAACGCAACAAACGACAAAAGGAGAAGCAUAAGCAAAAGCAUGCAGAGCGACGAAAGCUUAUUGAAGAAGGCGUGAUCCCUGCACCACCACCCAAGCGACCCAAGGUUGUGAAUCCAAGCAACGUCAAGGUUGCUAUUGAUUGUUCAUUUUCUUCGUACAUGAAUGAAAAGGAGGUCAAGUCUUUGCAAGCCCAGCUUGUGCGAUGCUAUAGCGCUAAUCGUCACUGUGAGCGUCCAAUGCAUCUCACCAUCACUUCAUUCGAUGAUCUACUCAAAGGCAUGUUCGAUACCAAGGAACCAACGUACAGCAAUUGGAAAGACAUCACCUUCACCAAUGACACCUAUUUGGAUACAUUCGACAAGUCUAAACUCGUGUAUCUCUCGGCUGACUCUGACAACACAAUUGAAAAGCUGGAUGAGGAUAAGGUGUAUAUUAUUGGUGGUAUUGUGGAUAAGAAUCGGUACAAGAAUCUCUGCCAAAACAAGGCUCAAGAACAAGGCAUUGAAACUGCCAGACUUCCUAUUGGAGAAUAUCUGCAAAUGGCUAGUCGUAAAGUAUUGACCGUUAAUCAUGUCUAUGAAAUCAUGCUGAAAUGGUUGGAAAACGAGGAUUGGAAUCAAGCUUUCAAGGCAGUAAUCCCAGGAAGGAAGCUAAAGGAUAGCAAAUGGUUGGAUGGUGCCAAAGAGUGCAAUGAAAAGCAAAAGGAAGAAGGCUCCGUUUCCAAGGAUACGAAGGAUGAUGAAUCCAAAGAGGGCAAUGGAAAGCAACAAGAAGAAGGUCCGGUUUCCAAGGAUACCAAGGAGGAUGAUGAAUCCCAUCAGGAUAAUGAGACGCAGCAAGAAGGAUCCGUUUCCAUAGAUACAAAGGAUAAUGAAUCCAAGCAGGAUGUAGAAGCAUAG